AUGAAUAACGUUGUAUAUGUAUUUAAUGAUGACUUGUUUGGUGUGUAUCUUGGAAAAGAAGAAGCUUUACUUAACAAACCAAUUUAUGUGGGAUCAGCUGGAUUAGAUUUAAUUCUUGAUUCUGCUGAUGUUGAAAAGAAAUUAGCGCAUGACGUGAUUCUUGUCUCGAUUACAAACCGACACUGUUCAGGAUCUCUCAAUAUUGAACAAAUACCUCAACUGCUUCUCAUUUAUCCGGAAAAUAUCAACGUUUUCUCAUCGUGUGGUUUAAUGGAUGGACCAAAUGAAAACGAUGGGUGA
Molecule: messenger RNA, 300 nt
Organism: Entrophospora sp. SA101
Lineage: Eukaryota; Fungi; Glomeromycota; Glomeromycetes; Entrophosporales; Entrophosporaceae
Source: the annotation of a GenBank genome assembly